This is a messenger RNA of Cataglyphis hispanica, 763 nucleotides long. RefSeq names its product N-alpha-acetyltransferase 10 (gene vnc). NCBI's taxonomy places the organism in Eukaryota, Metazoa, Arthropoda, Insecta, Hymenoptera, Formicidae. Gene Ontology annotation, biological process: N-terminal peptidyl-glutamic acid acetylation. The transcript has 2 exons. The coding region runs from base 1 to 555 and encodes 184 amino acids. The record is from RefSeq and is a predicted model, not a curated record. Gene Ontology annotation, cellular component: NatA complex. Gene Ontology annotation, molecular function: protein-N-terminal-glutamate acetyltransferase activity; protein N-terminal-serine acetyltransferase activity.
AUGUCUGUAAAUAUACGUUGUGCAACUACAGAAGACUUGUUAAAUAUACAGCAUUGUAAUUUGCAAUGCUUACCUGAAAAUUAUCAGAUGAAGUACUAUCUGUACCAUGCUCUUUCUUGGCCGCAGCUAAGUUAUGUAGCUGAAGAUGAGAAAGGAAGAAUAGUAGGAUAUGUGCUCGCCAAGAUGGAGGAAGAUUGCGAAGACAAUCCCCAUGGACAUAUUACCAGUUUGGCAGUGAAACGUUCUCAUAGAAGAUUAGGAAUUGCACAGAAAUUGAUGAAUCAGGCAUCUAGGGCGAUGGUGGAAUGUUUUGGAGCAAAGUACGUUUCAUUGCAUGUCCGCAGAAGUAAUCGUGCAGCUCUUAACUUGUACACAAGCAGUUUGCAAUUUGAAGUAUCUGAGGUAGAGCCAAAAUAUUAUGCAGAUGGUGAAGAUGCUUAUGCAAUGAAGCGAGAUCUCACUAGCUUUCAUCAUGAAAAGGCUCUUAGAGACAGAGCACACAAGGAGGGCAAUGUUCAUACACACCUUGGCAGAUGUUGUGGUGAUCACUCGUAGGUCUGUCCAUCAUCACUGUUGCUGUCAAAACCAGAAACUACUUGUUGAGAUUUGCACAAUAGAGGGAGAUUGGACUUUGGGGCUGUUUUAUCUGUCAAUUGACAGUUUAUUGCAUAGAUAUAUAUUGUAUGCGAGUUUCGUUCACACAUCAAAAUGUAAUAAAAAUUGAUAAAUUGUAACAUAAAGAAUAAAGGAAUUUCUGAAAUAA